This is a messenger RNA of Vigna unguiculata (cowpea), 1607 nucleotides long. RefSeq names its product succinate dehydrogenase assembly factor. NCBI's taxonomy places the organism in Eukaryota, Viridiplantae, Streptophyta, Magnoliopsida, Fabales, Fabaceae. Gene Ontology annotation, cellular component: mitochondrion. Gene Ontology annotation, biological process: mitochondrial respiratory chain complex II assembly. The record is from RefSeq and is a predicted model, not a curated record.
UUAAAAUCCAGCAGAAUAGUAUGAUCGUGUAUGUAUAUGUGUGUGAAUAUUUCUCAAUUGCAACUUUAUAUGAUUUUUCUUCCCGUAAGGUGCUUGUGAAAAUGCUGCAAUGAGGGAAGAUGGUUGGAUUGGGUUAUAUAUAUUACUACUGUGGCUUGUUGAAUACUGUAUGAGUACUGUAGACCCUAUUUUUCACUUCCGUGGAUGCCAUGGGAAUGUUGGAUGUGUUGGAAGAUUGAUUUGGAAUUUUUUAUUUAGGUGGCAUACCUUUGGGGUGGGCUAGGGUUUUGGUCUAGUGCAGGGGAAAGAAAGGAAUCUGGAAAACAUGCUCCCAUAUGUGUGGAAAGUGUUUGAGAGGUUCCUAUAUAUGCUCCUUAAUAAUAAAGCAGGCCAUGCGUAAGUGAAGAGAAUGUUUAAGAGGCAAAGUGUUUAACUAUGACAUUCUGUUCUUGAAAUUCAUGAGAAUGAACAUUGCAGAUCUCCAUGAAUAGGUGUCUGGGAACUUUGUUGAUAUGUGUUACCCCGUUGACCCAUGAAAUCCAAGAAAUAUGAUUAACAACACAAUGGUCUUUGAUGUGUCUGUAUAAAAGGUGUUUGGCACUCAAAAAUGCUGUUUGAAUUUGCACCUUCUAUUGAUAUGUGCAAAUAGUAAAUGAAUAUGUUGUUAUUACUUUUAAAUAUUAAUAUUCCUACCGAAUGUUCAAAUCCACAACUCUCCCACCCUCAGUGAUGGUUUCAGAUUGCAAGAAAAAGCUAGGUUUAUCCAACAGUGGAAGGAUUAUGGUUGGUUGCCUGUGAUGUUAAAUACCUGUCUCAUGGGGCAAUACUUUAUUUUGGAUAUAAACUGUGCUGAAAUUUUAUGAAUAACGAGAUAAGAUUCGUUCCUUAUGUCAGGGUUUUUCUUUUCCUUCUGGUACAAGUUUCUUAUCUCUUAUCAUCUGCCUAACAUCAUUAUCAAGCAACAAUGGCCAACUAUUUCCCUCGCUCACUGACCAGAAUAGCCAACACUACUCUUCACCACACCAGAUCCGAGCAGCUGACUGGCAUAGUUUCCAACUCAGUAACACGGCUCCUCUGCACAUCUUCAACUCAGCUGCAACAGGAAAACCCUGUCAAGAAACAAGCACAAUCACCUCAAGAAUCAGUCCAUGAGGAGAUCAGACAAAGCCAUGAGCAGGAAGAAGAUAACGAAGAUGAUGACAGUAUUAACGAAGAAACUGGUGAGAUCGGUGGACCCAAAGGGCCUGAGCCUACUAGGUAUGGUGAUUGGGAACGCAAUGGUCGCUGCUCUGAUUUUUAAGUUUUUACUUUGCUUGUAUAUCUUAAAUAAUAGGUUGAGCCUGGAUCACUUUAUGCACACCCGCCUCAAACUAGAAUCAUGUCACAUUGAAGGAAAGACAUGGUAGCUUUCACUGAGGCGCAUCCAACUCUUAUAAGCGCAAAUCAUCCUAACAUGCAGAUAAUUUAAUUUCAUUAAUAUUAUGUGAUUUUUUUAUUUUGAGUUCUGAUUUUAUGACCAGUGAUGAUUAUGUAAUUGUGUUGACUUUUGAUUUAUUACUCUCAUGCCGUUAUAAUUGUGUGCAUUGGAAUAAUUUACUUGUUGCUGA